This is a messenger RNA of Drosophila busckii, 636 nucleotides long. Its product is annotated as angiopoietin-related protein 7-like. Bases 1 to 636 code for a protein of 211 amino acids. Lineage: Eukaryota; Metazoa; Arthropoda; Insecta; Diptera; Drosophilidae. The transcript has a single exon. The record is from RefSeq and is a predicted model, not a curated record.
AUGAAAUUAGAACAGCAACUUGCUGCGCAGAGACAAGAAUUUGAGCUACAAAUCAAACAAUUCCAAGCUAAGCUUGAAGAACAGCAACGAGUUAUAAUAGAACUGCAGGCUGACAAGGCUAAGCUAACUGCUGAUCUAAAUCCAGCGACUAGUUGUGUUUAUGCUGGAGCAGCUAUACAGUGGAUACAUAUACCUGGCACGGAUGCCUUCCAGCUGCCCUGUGAUUCCACAUUGCCCAACAAGCCAUAUGCGAUUAUACAACGACGCAAUCGAGGAAUUGUGAACUUCGAUCGAGCCUGGCAUGAGUACAAAAAUGGCUUUGGUGAUUUGCAAGGAGAAUUUUGGCUCGGCCUGGAGCGUUUGCAUCAGCUGACAAAGUUUCAGCCACACGAGCUGCUCAUUCAGCUGGAGAAUGCUGUGGGCGCAAGACUUUUUAUACGCUAUACAAAUUUCUCCAUUGGCAAUGAGUCAGAAUCAUAUAAAAUAUUAACUGCAGUGCCACAAAGUGGCAACAAUAAUACAAUUGAGCCGCUCAAAUUCACAACAUCAGAUCGUGAUAAUGAUAAUGAUGUUGAUGAUAAUUGUGCUGUCGACUUUGCAAGCGGCUGGUGGUUUAAUGAUUGCUACAGAUCGUAA